AACAUGUCUAGAAACACCCUGGGUCCUCGUCUCACGCUGUGUGCUCUGAUCUUGCUGGCAUGUUGUAUGUCUACAGGAGCAGUGAUUAUCUGUGAAGGUCAGCGGGACUUUCUCAACUGUGGGCGUUCUCUGAUCAAAGUGGUCAGUGCUCACUAUGGACGCAGAAACCGUGUGACCUGUUCCGCUGGUCGUCCACCAAGUCAGAUUAGCAACAUCAACUGCAUCAACCCCAUAGCCUACCUGUUGGUGGCUGCCUUGUGCAAUGGAGAGCAAAGCUGUUCUCUGUUUGCCUCCAACUCUGUGUUCUCUGAUCCCUGUGUUGGAACCUACAAAUACCUGGAUGUGACCUAUGUCUGCGUUCCUCGAAGGACCACAGUGAUCUGUGAAGGUCAGCAGGCUACACUAAACUGUGGGAGUUCUUAUAUCCACGUGGUCAGUGCCAACUAUGGACGCACAGACAGAGUGACCUGCAUCGCUGGUCGUCCACCAAGUCAGAUUAGCAACACCAACUGCCUCAACCCCACAACCUUAGUGUCGGUGGCUGGCAUGUGCGAUGGACAUGCAAGCUGUUUUCUGUCUGCUUCCAACUUUCUGUUCUCUGAUCCCUGUGUUGGAACCUACAAAUACCUGGUUGUGACCUACGCCUGUCUGUGAGCUACAGCUGUGUGAGGAUUGAUGGGUCUAAAGUGGACCAUCCCUGGAACAGACUGGACCUGGGUGUCAACCUGUUUCAAGGACGAAGACUAAUUCAACAUUGAAUACAUUUCUCCAUUCACUUGUAUCAGUGUGUUGUGGUUGUUUCCAGACAGGUCAGAAACACAUCAGGGUCAAGAUGAUCAGUGAUACAGGAAGCACUUGGUUUACUAACCCCACUGAGACCAAAGAAGUCCAGAGCUAAGCUCUGAGU
Molecule: messenger RNA, 907 nt
Organism: Hypomesus transpacificus
Lineage: Eukaryota; Metazoa; Chordata; Actinopteri; Osmeriformes; Osmeridae
Product: L-rhamnose-binding lectin CSL3
Exons: 9
Coding region: 4-654 (216 amino acids)
Molecular function (GO): carbohydrate binding
Source: RefSeq, a predicted model, not a curated record